AAUAGUCAUAAUAAAAACCAGAUGUUAUCUUCUACAGACUAUAAUCAUUCUGUAUAUGUAUUUAGCAAUUUAUUUGUUGUUAAAAACUGUCGCGGGUGUGUUAGACUUAGAUUACAGCCUUUACCAAUCUAGGGAUAACAGCCUAGCUUCUUUUUAAUAUAUAGAUUAUAUACAAACACCAGCAUUAAAAUCAAAUAUACUAUUGUAAGUCAAAUAAACCUAUGAUUAGAAAUAAAUAUGGCAAUGUGCAAAUCUUUUCUAAUUACUUGGUACGGAGCAGUUACACCAAUAUAAUAUCAAGGUUAUAUAUUUUUGCUUUUAUUGGUAAAUGCGGUGAAAAUUGGCUGUGUAAAUUCAAGAAUAUUGGACGAUUGUAUGAAUAAUCGUGUCUUCGUAACGGAAAUAACCCACAAUACCGAUGUUUUUUGCAGUGGUUUUGAAUGUCUUCCGUAGUGAUACCAACCUGUACAAAGGUUAAUGCGUUAUUUUCUCCAUAUUUUCUAAGAGUGUUUCGACAUUUUUUGAAGGGUAUUAUAAAUCGUGAUAACAUUCAACAAUAUUAACUUACCGUUGCUUGUCGUACUAGUAUGUCAUCCAUGCGCUGGAUAUUCGAUGUGUAAUGAAUUGAAUUUGGGAUAUUCUUGGGUAUCGUAUGUGUAUGAUCUGGCUUCAAAUGGCUCUAAUUAAUCGCUUCGACCCUGCAAUCUCAUAUAAUCCCAUCUGAGUAACAGUAUUUUAUACACUCUAGUAUACCCAAAGUAUAUAAUAAAAUGGCAAACGGAGAUUUAACAGCAUUAAAAAACCAGGAAUCAGUCAGCAUACCUGCGGUCAUCUUAGCUGCAUAUGGAUGCGACAAUUUACUACCUCUUACUAAUGAAGUACCAAAGGCAUUAUUAAAAGUAGGAAAUAAAUCACUGAUUUCUGGAACCGUCAAUAACUUGUUGACAGCUGGAAUCAAAAAAAUUCUAGUAUUCGCUAAUAAGCAUGAUCAAUCAUCAAUUCAACAGCAUCUAAGAGAAGAAUUCCAAACGCAUGAUCAUAUCAACGCAUUGAAUUUAGACAUAUCCAUUCAUGUAGUAGAUGAAUAUGAUGGAAUGAUACCAUCUACGUCACAUGUUGUCAAAAUAGCGGCGACGAUGCUUAAUAGUCACUUUAUCGUUGUGCCGUGUGACCUUUACGGUAACUUCAAUUUCCAGGGGCUCAUACAAGAUCAUUUGAGCACUGAUAGAUUGUGUACAAUAGCCCUCAUAGAAGAGAAGCUUGCUGCUUCCACCGGCAAGAAAAAUAAAGAUCAAUCGGAUGAUCAAACCUCACCGGGAGGUGAUCCUGUCAGAGGCUGGGGAUAUAAAUAUAAAGUCUUGGCUAUGCUGGAUAUCGAUCAUUCAAAAGUUGUUAGCAUCUCCAAUUACUUAUCACUGUGUAGUGGAGAACCUACCAAUAUUAGCAAAUGGACAUUCCGCAACCAUAACAAAUGCAGUAUACGUUGCGAUUUAUAUGAUGCACAUAUAUACGUUUUCUCAAAGGAUAUCAUCCAUAUGCUUACAGAAAAAUGCUUUAAACAAUCUUCCCUUAGGCUGGACGUUAUUCCGUAUAUCAUCGCUAUGCAAGACGUACAGCAAAAUUGGGAACCUCAGAGCGAAAUAGAAGCAAAAAACUUAACCGAGGAAUUAAACGCACAUCCUGGUACAUCUUUACCCAAUAAAGGAUUCAUCUUUCAGUAUCCAUAUGUUGGCGAUGCAUCACAGUGUUGCAGAGUUAACAGCAUAGAGACCUUGAUGAAAGUUAAUAUGCAACAGUGCUUCGAUAAAACAAAGAAAAACAAAACUGGCACCAUAAAUAGCUCUGGUUCAAAGAUUCGUGACGUUGUCUUCGGUGAAGGUUGUAAGCUAGGUGAUGGAACAACAAUUAAAUCAUCAGUACUGGGCGAUAAUGUGACAAUAGGAAAUAACUGCUCUAUCAACAAAUGUGUUAUCAUGGAUAAUGUAAUGCUGGGAGAUAAGGUUGUGUUAGACAGAUGUAUUAUCGGACACAAAGCGACUAUAUCGACAAAGGUGACGAUGAAACUUGUCGUAGUUGCGCCGAAGUAUAUUGUGCCGGAAAAUGUUCGCGCGGAAUGCGAUUUCCUUCCUACUUUUAUUGAAUCAUAGGAGUUUUUACGCGCUUAAUAACAAAUACAUAUCUCGAUUAAUAUGCUUCA
This is a messenger RNA of Babesia bovis T2Bo, 2197 nucleotides long. RefSeq lists its product as uncharacterized. Gene Ontology annotation, biological process: biosynthetic process; cytoplasmic translational initiation. The record is from RefSeq and is a predicted model, not a curated record. Bases 771 to 2147 code for a protein of 458 amino acids. Gene Ontology annotation, cellular component: eukaryotic translation initiation factor 2B complex; guanyl-nucleotide exchange factor complex. Gene Ontology annotation, molecular function: translation initiation factor activity; guanyl-nucleotide exchange factor activity. The transcript is spliced from 5 exons. NCBI's taxonomy places the organism in Eukaryota, Apicomplexa, Aconoidasida, Piroplasmida, Babesiidae.